ACGUCGAAAGGGCACUAAUAAUCGCCGAAACAAAACAAAAACCGGUUAGGUUCUUGCCUCUUAGUCCCAGCUUGAGUAGGUCAUUUCUGGCGGGAAUCAAAACGCCAUAGGAAGAGGCUUAGCGUGGGUUUUGCACAAUGGGAUCUGAACCUCAAUCGACUCUCCCUAAAUGGGCGUCGACGCCCUGCAUUAUGGGAAUCGAUGAAGCUGGCCGUGGUCCUGUUCUUGGACCUAUGGUUUACGGAUGCUUGUACUGUGCUCGUUCAUAUGGCAAGAUUCUUUCUACCUUGAACUUUGCAGACUCCAAGACUCUAAAAGAAGAGAAGAGGGAAGAGUUAUUUGAAAAUUUAAAGGCUAAUGAAUCAAUUGGAUGGGCUGUUGACAUCAUUGAUCCAAAGGAGCUCUCAGCUAAGAUGCUAAAAAGGAAUAAGAUAAACUUAAAUGAGAUUUCGCAUGACUCUGCAAUUGGCCUUGUCACUAGGGUGUUAAACACGGGAGUUCUUCUGACUGAGGUUUAUGUGGAUACAGUGGGGGAUGCUGAGAAGUAUAGAGUAAAACUAUCUGAAAGAUUUCCUUCCAUCAAAUUUGUUGUUGCAAAGAAGGCUGAUAGCCUUUAUCCAGUUGUAAGUGGAGCAAGCAUAGUUGCAAAGGUCACUAGAGACCGAGCUUUACGAGAAUGGGUGCUUGAUGAAACUGCUGAAGGGAUCAACAGGAAUUUUGGUUCUGGUUAUCCUGGAGAUCCCGAAACGAAGGCUUGGUUGGAACAACAUAAACACCAGGUAUUUGGAUUUCCAACAGUGGUGCGCUUCAGUUGGGGUACAUGCAAUUCCUAUUUCAAAGAUGGUGUUGAAGUCUUGUGGGAAUCUGAUAAAGACGAAGAUGGUUCUGGCAGUAACAAUGGCAAACGUCAGUUGAAGUUGAGUAGUUUUGGUGUCACAACGCCCAAGAGGAAAAGUGAAGAAAUAGAAUCAAGUGGUAAAGGACGCUGCAAAUUUUUCCAGGCUCGUAAACUUGAGCAACUUACUCAUUUCUAGCAAACUUUUCUCUUGCUUUAAGCCACAACUUUACUUUAGGUUCAGAUUAAUGAAUCAUCUAAUUUUCAUUCAGUAUAUAAGAAAAAUAUGCAACUUCUCCUGGGAAAUAGCAGAUUUAUAUUUGAAUGAUGAUAUAGGAUUUAUAUUAUGUUAUAGGAAAAUCAUUUGCAGGUCCAUGAACAAGGUCAUAGCAACUAAUGGUAUAAUCUGCUUUUAUUAUUCUUAUUAUUAUUA
Messenger RNA from Jatropha curcas, 1268 nucleotides. Its product is annotated as Polynucleotidyl transferase, ribonuclease H-like superfamily protein. Lineage: Eukaryota; Viridiplantae; Streptophyta; Magnoliopsida; Malpighiales; Euphorbiaceae. Gene Ontology annotation, biological process: mismatch repair; DNA replication, removal of RNA primer. Gene Ontology annotation, cellular component: ribonuclease H2 complex. The record is from RefSeq and is a predicted model, not a curated record. Gene Ontology annotation, molecular function: RNA-DNA hybrid ribonuclease activity; RNA binding.